AUGAAUCAUUCAGCUGACGAUCCGGAUGAUUUAGUACAAAAAAAAAUUGAUCUUAAUCAUAUUACAAAAAUGAGCUAUCAAAUGCAUGUACCAGAUUCAAUAACAGUAGGUCCAAAUCGAUCAACAAUAUCUCGUCUUCAUCAAGAAAAUGAACAAUUACCCGUUCGUAUGGAAGUACCUAACAGUAUUCGUCUUGGUAAUAAUACUAAUACUGGAAUAUCUAAUGGCAGUGAUUAUUCAACAGAUAAUAAUCUUGAUCAUUCGUUUGAUUCAAGUACACAACAACCUUCAUUUAACCCAUCAAAUAUUGAACCUCCAAGUGAUGAUGAUUAUACAACAAUUGACACACCUCAUAAUCCGCAUCAGCAUCAACCGAUAAAAUUAGCCGAAUCAUGGCAUAUCGAACCAAUUACAAAUUUCGAUGAUAAACAUGUAAUAAAUAAAUUACAAUUACUUCAGAAUCGUAUUCAACAUAUCGAACGAACAUUAGCAAGACGAGAUUUUCGCGAUCGAUUUAUGUAUACAUGCAUUAUUGGCUAUUUUCUUCUUCAAGCUUUACUUUCCGUUCGUCGUUCAAUGCUUAAUUAA
Molecule: messenger RNA, 588 nt
Organism: Adineta steineri
Lineage: Eukaryota; Metazoa; Rotifera; Eurotatoria; Adinetida; Adinetidae
Source: the annotation of a GenBank genome assembly